Engraulis encrasicolus (European anchovy) is the source of this 2677-nucleotide messenger RNA. It is a transcript of the gene creg2, whose product is annotated as cellular repressor of E1A-stimulated genes 2. Lineage: Eukaryota; Metazoa; Chordata; Actinopteri; Clupeiformes; Engraulidae. The transcript has 4 exons. The record is from RefSeq and is a predicted model, not a curated record. Bases 80 to 952 code for a protein of 290 amino acids.
UUGCAAGUUAAUCAGUGCUGUGAUGUAACGGCGCGUGCAAAUGUUUACGCAAGGGUCUGACAAGUAGCAGAGCAAGUUUAUGCGCUUUGAAGGCACCGCCAUGUGCAGUUUAGUCGUGAUAGCAUUGGUGUUUCAUGCCACAAUACUUUGUGGUGACAGCUACACCAUUAGAAACCCCGUGUCAUGGGCUGUUACGAACGAUAUCCUUGAAGAGGAGGUUGGAGCCGCGUCAGACGAAGAGGUCGCACCAGCACUGCUCGUGAAUAAUGUGGGGAUCUGGAAACAACAAGCGUAUCCACCGACAGCGUAUGCGGACAGAGCUGAAAACCCACAGCCCAAAACCGACAAAGACCUCGCCCAUGUCUCUUCCCCGGCGGCUCGCGUAUUCUCGUAUAGAAUGGAAGCCGUGAACCCACCAGCUAAAGCGCCUCCUCCACCGCCGCACGAGGAGACUGCGAAGACGGCACGAUACGUAGCACAUUACAGUGACUGGGGGCACCUUGCCACGCUAUCCACACAAGAUAAGAUAAAAGGUCUGCCGUUUGGAAACAUCUUUUCAAUCAGUGAUGGCCCUGUGGAUAAUAGUACUGGGGUUCCAUACUUCUACGUUACACCGAUGGACUACACAGUGUCUGACCUGAGAAAUUUCCCCUUUGCAUCACUCACAUUUUCUGAAGCUGAGGGGGACUUCUGUAGAGAGAUGGUAUAUGACCCAGAGGACCCCAGAUGUGCUCGCCUCACCCUGACCGGUAAAAUGGUGGAGGUGGGACCAGAAGAGCUGGACUUUGCCAAAGAAGCCAUGUUCUCCAGGCAUCCGGUGAUGAAGAAGUGGCCAGUGGGACACAAGUGGUUCUUCAUGAAGCUGGCGAUCCAGCAGGUGUGGCUUCAGGACUGGGUGGGCGGAGUGUCCAUCGUGUCUCUCGAUGACUACUUUAAAGCCUCUCCACUGUAAGACCAGACCAGACCACACCAGACCAGGGGUCCGUAUCAAAAUCUUUCCUCUGUCGUUCCCUCAAUAAUCGUACCUUGUGCCUUUCUCAUCAAGCCUUCACAUCAAUCAUGGCAUCUCAAUACACAAAAUAUGAGAUGACGAGGACAGAGGAGGGAGGUGCAAUGUCAUCGAAGGAAAGGGGCCUGCACAUGGUGCUUAAUUCCUUCACCCUGCCUUGAUUCCUUCCUCCACGGGAGAAGGGGUCAACAUGGAGGCCUGAGGCUGAAGGAAAGAGGAAAUGACUGGAGGAGCGUUAUUUGAUAUGGACCCUACAUCUGACCACCGCUGAGCUGAGCUGAGUUUAGCUGGAGAAAGAGACUCAAUAGUCAGAUGUGUCUGUGAAGAUUGUCUAUCAUCCACGUCUUGUUAGUCAAAUGUAAGAGUUCAGCUGUAAGUAACUGGAGAUCUUUCUGGAGAGAAUGGAGAUUUACCAUCCAGACUUAAAAAUGAAAAGUUAAGUCUGGCAUCAAACUGGUGAAGCUGCUCAAAUCGUAAUACAACACACAAUUCAAACUGUGUAUCUGCCUGUAAUGACCAGCACAGUCCUCAUACAUUUACAAAAACAUGCAUAUACUGUUUGUGUGAACCAGGCUUGUACGAAAUUCCAAAUGGAAAGAAUUUCAAUUCAAAAUAAUGGCAUAAUAUGAACACUAGGUGGUGCCAUUACCUUGAAUUUCUUUGAAUUUAAUCUACACUACCCAUUGAAAGUACAUAGAACACCACCACCUAGUGUUCGUAUUAUGGCAUUACUUUGAAUUGAAAUUCUUUCCAUUCGGAAUUUGGUACAAGCCUGGUGUGAACAGGGUCUCAAACUCCAAAAAACAACUCCAGUAGUUUAUAGCUAAUGCUUUAUUGACUCAAGACUCAGAUGAGCCCUUGUGCCUAUUCCAGCUAUGUUUGUGUGUGGGGGACAAUAUCCGGAAAACACCAAGAAGAAAAUGAUGACUUCAAAUUACUUCCUCUCUGUUGGAAACCACUGUAAAUGAAUAUGACACAAACACCAUACAAUGCACAGUAAUUCAGGUGUUUUAUAUAAUCAGACUUGAUUACCUGAUUAUGUUUAGCCUACAGAUGUAAUGUAUGAUGAACAUGUACUAUAUAUCAUAUUUCACACUCCGAAACAUUUCACAUGAUGUCAGCAUUACAGAUUUUUACACCACAUUGUGGUGUUGUUCAAAGAGUCUGAUCUAUCUGAUGGAAAGCAUUGACUUGGGUCUGUACAAAAUCAGUUCUACAUUUCCCAAAAACUUAGUACUUAAGCUUAAGAACAAGUAUGAGGGGCCCCUUUAGCAAUAACGACAUAUCAGAAUUAGCUCUCACAUCAUCACUAAAGGUUUAUACACCAUUUUACCUCGCACAUGCAUUUUGCACAAGCAUUUUAUUUACAUGUGCGAUAAAAAAUAUUUGAUGUAGGCCUAUAAAUGAUUGUAUACAGUAUAAACAUUUAGUGAUGUGAAGGGGGCACCUCAUACUUAUAUACUACUUUGGCUUUUUGGGAAACGCAGCCAAGAUUGCUGAUUGAUACAUUGCUUGGGCAAGUAGUUGUCCAUAGUGGAUGACACAAAGACUGGAUGUUAUUUGCUGGUUAGUCUUGGACAGAACCAUCCUGAUAGGCUGAAAUGAUGCACAGGUGGUUGUCACUGGACAUUUCGAGCGUUAUUUUUUUGUUUGUGAAUAAAAAAGGAA